Ostrea edulis (European flat oyster) is the source of this 1957-nucleotide messenger RNA. RefSeq lists its product as uncharacterized. The coding region runs from base 853 to 1476 and encodes 207 amino acids. The transcript has 8 exons. The record is from RefSeq and is a predicted model, not a curated record. Lineage: Eukaryota; Metazoa; Mollusca; Bivalvia; Ostreida; Ostreidae.
CCCUAUACCUAUUCCAUGUUAAAAUCAUAUCUCAUGUAUCUUUGCAGUGAAGCACAUCUCUGCCUUUAAAGAAUGGCAGAUGUCCCUGGAGCGGAACAGGGAGUCCAGGGUAGCGGAUCAGCACUGUCAACAAGUGCUGAACGUUUGGCGACAUCUGGACCCUACCCUGGCAGUCGCCUCUGUUGUGGAUGUGGUCCGCGUACGAAACCUGUGGUUUUCCUGGGCAACGGAUAAAUAUGCACCAGGGACAAUAAGAAGUUAUAUUGGGUCCCUCAGAGACUUGUAUGAGUACCUGAUGGACGUGAAUGAGCUGGAAAUCAGGCCCUACACACAGGUGGCCGCACGCUUGCAGAGAUGAGCGAGGUCGUUACAGACCUCGAUCAACAAGCGGCGUGUCGCUAAAAGAGUCACUGACGAUGAGCAAAGGAUAGAGCCGGAGGACAGCCAGCGAUUCCAGGAGUCUGAGAUAUACCAACAGGCGGAACGGAUCGUGGAGGACUUUCAAAAGCCAUUACAGGAAGUCGUGCUGGAGAGGGAGUUGGUGUUGGUCCGGAACUUCCUCGUCCUCAACAUUAUUAUUGACAACGGUCAGAGGGUGGGGCCCUCGUCAACUUUAAGCUGCGGCAUUUGAAGAAUGCCGAGCUGCAGGGGGACUGCCGUGUGUGUGUGAUCGCAGCCCACAAGACUGGUCAGAUCUCGCCAGUGACCCUGGUGCUGGAGGAUCGUCUCUGGAGGCAGGUGCAGGGAUUCCUGAAGGGGAGAGCCAGGUUGCCUGGGUACAACAGCUCCCUGGAGGAAGACUCUGCACCUGUCUUCGUGACUUUCCCCAGCAGAACACCAUCGCCCGGACCAAUGACGACAUCAACCAUGGACCAGGCCAUCAAAUCAAUCUGGAAGGCGGCUGGUCUCGAGAAGGACAUCUCGGGAACGAAGAUGAGGCAGGGGACCGCCACAUCGGUCGGAGACAGGUUCCCCCUUUCAAAGGAAAAGUUGGCAGCUCAGAUGAAUCACCGGUCCGCCACUCAGGAUAGUUUUUAUAUCAUCACCCAGAGGAAGGCGGACGCGGUGAAGGUCACGAGAGCCAUAAAAACUGUCAUGAGGAACAGAGAUCAACUGAUGAUAGAAGACAACCCAACAGAAGAACGGGGUCCCCUCAUCGAGGAGAUAGAAGAGGAGGAAGAGAAUGUGCCAUCAAUUUCAACAUGCCAAACUGUCCAAAUACCAAGCCAUGGACGAUGGACGUUUACUGAGGGAGAGGGUGGCGUCAUUGAAGCAUUAUGGUGUGAUUUGAUAGCCAACGACUGCACAGUCAUAACAGAUCACAAGGUGGUGGACCGAGUGUCCAGGACUGAGGAGGGGAGGGCCAUAAUCCACCGCUUGGAAGUAGCAGAUCCAAGCGGUUGGAGGAAGAGGCAAGUAGAUCGGAUGAAGAACUGCAAGGAGAAGGAGAAAGUAAAUGAUAAUGAAAAUAUUUGAAAAUAACUGACUGAUUUAUUGCAUUUAAAACAUGUCUCUAAAAUUGUUAUUUACUUUUCAGGUGAAGACCCGACUGCUAGUGGCUCUGGAGUUUUUAUCGGGGGCGGAAAUGGUCCGCUCCGGGUUUUUUUUAAAAUUUUGAUAGGGCGAUGGGGGAGUGUUUAUCGGGGGCGAAAAUGGUCCGCUCCGUUUUUUUAUAUUGUGAUAGGGCAAGGAAGGAGUGUUUAUCGGGGGCGGAAAUGGUCCACUUCGUUUUUUCUUUACUGAGAUAGGGCGAGGGGGGGUGUUUAUCGGGGGCAGAAAUGGUCCGCUCCGUUUUUUCUUUAUUGUGAUAGGGCGAGGGGGAGUGUUUAUCGGGGACGGAAAUUUAAUAUGUCAUAUUUCAGUAUAUAAUAAUAUAGAUAAAAACAUUGAGAAAAUCUGAUUUACUUGUGAUGUUUUAUUUGAAACUGACAAUAUAAAUACUCAAUACAGAAGUAGA